Anopheles maculipalpis is the source of this 966-nucleotide messenger RNA. RefSeq lists its product as uncharacterized. Bases 1 to 966 code for a protein of 321 amino acids. The record is from RefSeq and is a predicted model, not a curated record. The transcript has 3 exons. NCBI's taxonomy places the organism in Eukaryota, Metazoa, Arthropoda, Insecta, Diptera, Culicidae.
AUGGUUUCGGAAUUAGAACCGAUUCCGAUCACUAGCGGUACAAUAGUCGGUGCUCCGUUCGGUGGAUACGCUCCAUUUGGGCAUCCACCGUCAGCCGUGUUGCCACCACCGAGACAUGCCGCCUUCUAUCCGCAACCGAUUCUUUACUGGGGCUACCCAAGCCCACCAGUCUCACCGACCACGUACUACAGCACGGCACCGCCGCCCGGUGCACCGCAUCAUCUCGGACCGGCAGCUCAUCAAACGGCACCACCAGGCAUGCCGACCCACAGUCACGCACAACCGACGAUGCUUGCACUGAGCCCCGAUCAGCGCAAUCAACCUCAGCACCAACGUAAUGCCAAUAAUCCGUCAGUUUCACUCGUUACAACCUUACCACCGAGAUCAUCGGUCGGUACAGCCGGAUCAUCCAGUGGCGAAUCGUCCACAUCACAAUCCUCUUCACCGCCACUACUUUCACCCACCGGUGGAUGUUCCAGUUCCGGCUCGGUCACGAGUUCCUCUUCGGGAACGUCCCAACGGCAUCAUGGUGGAACGUCGACGAUUCGAACGUCCUCCUCACCACCACAACCAACGUCGGCAUCGCUGCUUAGUUUACCGCUUGCCGCUGGUUCCUCCUCACAGCCGCUCGCUAUCCCCACGGUCACAACACCAACCGGUGGGCUGGCCGGAGCAUAUCCCGGUUCGCAGCUUUCACCGAUAAUCCCACCACCGUCGGUACACUUUCCACCCCACCAUGCACCACUGAUGGGUACGGCUAGUCCACCGGGAACAACCGGCACAACGUUCUACGAGUCCCCCCUUCCUCAUCUACCACAUCAUCCCACCCAUCAUCAUCCACACCACCACCAUCAUCAUCCACAUCCACUUACGCACCAUCAUCACGAUAAACUGGUGGCCACUGCUCCAAGCAUCCUGACACCGUCGCUUAUCCCGAAUCAAUAUGUCGAGCUGUUUAUAGUUUAG